AAGCCUCACCCAUCCACUCCCUCACACACUCACACCUCCUCCAGCCCCAUCACCUCCACCAUGGCUGCCUCCACCCUGUCCGUCUGCUCCAGCGACAUGAGCUAUGACUGUCCAGAGAGCUGCUGCGAGCCCCCCUGCUGUGCCCCCACCUGCUGUGCCCUGGCCCCCCGCCUGACCCUCCUCUGUGCCCCAGUGAGCUGCGAGUCCAGCCCCUGCUGCCAGGCAGCCUGCAGCAGCUCCUGCCCGGCCUUGUGCUGCCAGCAGUCUAGCUGCCAGCCCUCCUGCUGUACCUCCUCCCCCUGCCAGCAGGCCUGCUGUGAGCCCGUCUGCUGCAGGCCCGUCUGCUGCACACCUGUCUGCUGCACACCUGUGUGCUAUGAAGCCUCCCCCUGUUCUACCUCCUCAUGUUGCCAGCAGUCCAGCUGUACCUCGUCCCCCUGCCAGCAGGCCUGCUGUGAGCCCGUCUGCUGCACACCUGUCUGCUGCAGGCCCGUCUGCUGUGAGGCCUCCCCCUGCUGCAAACCCUCCUCCUCCUCCGUGUCCCUCCUGUGCCGGCCCGUGUGCCGCCCCACCUGCUGUGUGCCCACCUCCUCCUGCCAGCCCAGCUGCUGCAGACCCUCCUCCUCCUCUGUGUCCCUCCUGUGCCGGCCCGUGUGCCGCCCCACCUGCUGUGUGCCCACCUCCUCCUGCCAGCCCAGCUGCUGCAGACCCUCCUCCUCCUCCGUGUCCCUCUUGUGCCGGCCCGUGUGCCGCCCCACCUGCUGUGUGCCCACCUCUUCCUGCCAGCCCAGCUGCUGCCGCCCGGCCUCCUCCUUGUCCCUGCUCUGCCAGCCCGUGUGCCCCCGUCCCACCUGCUGCAUCCCUGCCUCAGCCCCAGAGCCCUGCUGCUGACCAGGCACAUCCCCCCAGGGCCAGCCAGGCACCAUAGGGCAAGCCCCCACCACCAGCCUCAUGACCGCCCUCAGGGUUUCUCCAAGAGUUCCAAGCUACAUGGACACCCCCUUGCCCUCUCUGCCCAGGAGUGGGGCCCCCUCAAACUCCAGAUGACCAUGCCUGUGCUCACUGCCCACUCCUCCUGGGACCCAGUGCUCAGGCCUGGGGACCAGGUUUCACAAUCCAGGCCCCAUGGUCUCACCUCGGAAGCUGCUUGAAAACGUAAUAAACUUGACUGCAUCUACUGGUGCUUUACUCUCUUCCGGUCAUUUCUGGUAGCAUUGCCAGCCAGUCUCUACAGAGGCCAGGGCACGUGCACUGCCCUGGUCCUCGCUGCCCUCCUAUCCCUGGCCACACUCCUGGGGGCCACGCCCCAAGCAGGCCUAGCACCCAGGUCCUGUCCUAGGAGCCAGCCAGGCAGGCAGGUCCUCAGCAGCGGCGAGUCGCAGGCACAGGAACUUCACUGCC
Messenger RNA from Capra hircus (goat), 1401 nucleotides. Its product is annotated as keratin-associated protein 10-11-like. Bases 61 to 891 code for a protein of 276 amino acids. Lineage: Eukaryota; Metazoa; Chordata; Mammalia; Artiodactyla; Bovidae. The record is from RefSeq and is a predicted model, not a curated record. The transcript has a single exon. Gene Ontology annotation, cellular component: keratin filament.